GCGACCUCUGGUAAAAGGGCUUUCGUAUUUCUUGGUUGUUGUAUAUAUACUUGUUCUCAUCGUUUACUUCUGCUGGACAGAUAUCUCAUUCCCAAUAUGCAUCAUAUCUACCACUACCUCGCCCUUGCUGGCGGUGCACUCUUCUUGUAUUUUAUUUCGCAUUUCCUUCGUCUCAUCAUCAGGCUGCAUCUCUCUCCUCUUCGAUCCCUUCGUGGUCCCCCAGCUGCCUCUUUUCUCCUUGGAAACCUCAAAGCAAUGCACGACCAGGCAAAUAACAACAUCAUCGCUCGAUGGGAGGCCAUCUACGGCCCAGCUUUCGCUUACAAAGGUAUCUUCGGUGGUUGUCGUUUAAUCACCACAGAUCCGCUCGCUAUCUCUUACGUCUUGACGAAUCACAAAAAGUAUCCCAAGCCUGAGUUUAUUCGUGAGAACUUGGCCUCCAUGGGUGCAGGACAAUACAGCGUACUCACAGUGGAAGGUGAAGACCACGACAGACAGAGAAAAAUCCUGGCUCCGGCAUUUACGACUUCUCAAAUAAAAUCACUGACCCCUAUAUUUUGGCAAAAGGCGUAUGAGGUACGAGACGUGUGGAUGAAGUCGAUCCAAGAAGCUGAUGCCGCCGAAGCUUCGCGCAUCGAUGUAUGCGCGUGGCUUUCGAAAGCUGCUCUCGACGUCAUCGGUCUUGCCGGUUUUGGCUACUCUUUUGAUGCCCUCGCGAAAGACGACAACGAACUGGCCAGUGCUUAUAAUGUCAUCUUCACCACCAGCCAGAAAUUUCGAACUGCAGCUAUUUUGCAGCUAUGGUUCCCGCUGCUUCGAAUAUUUCGCCGUCAUAAUACAUUAAUGAAACACGCACAUAGUAUCCUCGACCGAAUCGGACUGGAAUUAGUCGAAGAACGGAAAAAAGAAGUGGCAGCUGAACUGGAUAACGCCUCACGCCUUGACGGCAAGGCGAACUCGCAGGCUCCUUUCCCUGCUAACGUGAAAGCCCUCCCCCGCGAUUUACUGAGCGUCCUCAUUCGGUCAAAUCUUGCGUCUACCCCGUCUGACCGCAUGAAUAUAUCUGAAGUUCUCUGUCAGAUAUCUACUUUCACUUUGGCUGGUCACGAGACAACCUCCUUCGCGCUUACUUGGUGUCUUUAUGCACUGGCUCAAUCCCCGGAUUGUCAAAAAAAGUUGCGCGCGGAACUCCAUACCAUAUCGCGCGGGUCCCCGUCAUUUGAUGAAGAGGUUGCUAACCUACGCUAUCUGGACUGGGUCGUGCGAGAGACCCUGCGACUACAUGCACCAGUGGUAUGCACCAUGAGGGUCGCAAUGCAAGAAGAUGAGAUUCCUGUCCUCGCAUCAUUCACUGAUAAGAGUGGGACAUCGAGGUCAUCCAUCAAGGUUAACAAGCAUGAUCUCGUAGCACUGCCUAUACAAACCGUCAACAAGAGCAGCGCCAUAUGGGGUGAAGAUGCCCAUGUCUUCAGGCCUGAACGCUGGGAGAAACCUCCCAAAGAGGCCAAGGCCAUACAGGGCCUUUAUUCCAAUAUACUCACUUUCCUCAGCGGGAGCCGGGGUUGCAUAGGCUAUAAGUUUGCUGUAACUGAGAUCAAGAUAUUCCUAUACGCGCUCCUCCACGACCUCGAAUUCUCUAUAGAUCCCUCGAUUAUCAUCGAGAAGACUUUCAACGUGGUUGCCCGUCCCUCUGUGAAAUCAGAACCAGAUGCCGGGAACCAAAUGCCUUUAUCGAUUUCUCUAGUUUCUGUCCUGCCUACUGAUAGCUAAUGGCACGAUUGGUCGUCCCGCGUAUCGCCUCUAUCGUCCUCAUUCACGUCACUCUUAACAUGUUCAUCACCCUUGAUGCGCUCUCCUGUCUAGCUCCGCUCCAUGUCCUCCAUCCGAACCAUCCCUGACAACCAUCCUCGUCGGCCGCCUCCACAACACCAUAUAACUCGAUCCGCGGAAAUACACCUUUCGUUGUUUUCAAGGUUCAGGUGAUACCUAGAGAGAUGUUAGAUAUUUUCUCAUCCCUUACAAUAUUAUCUAUAACUGGCGACCCGGUGACUGUACGAGUUCCACACUGGGUUCCACGGUAUAUUGUGUGUACUCCGUUCAAGGCGUAGGUGGCUACAUAGCCUUGUGCAAGGAUUUAC
Serpula lacrymans var. lacrymans S7.9 is the source of this 2138-nucleotide messenger RNA. RefSeq lists its product as uncharacterized. Gene Ontology annotation, molecular function: monooxygenase activity; oxidoreductase activity, acting on paired donors, with incorporation or reduction of molecular oxygen; heme binding. Bases 97 to 1770 code for a protein of 557 amino acids. The transcript has 11 exons. Lineage: Eukaryota; Fungi; Basidiomycota; Agaricomycetes; Boletales; Serpulaceae. The record is from RefSeq and is a predicted model, not a curated record.